AUGAGUGCAACAGCUGAUAAAAAGUUUGAGGAUAUUCCUAAAAAGUACAUUAACCCUCUAGCUGAGAAGGACAACACAGAAGGUCCUCGGGUGAAUGGAAAGAACUUUAAGAUCAAGAAAGAUGCGUUUAGAGUGCGUUCCCUUGGAGUGAAAAAGCUCAACACGUGGCAACUCAGAGAGAAGAAGAAGCUUGAAGAGGAGCAAUACAAAGCUCGUAUAAAGGGACUCAAGCAGGAGAAGGAGGACGAGAAGAACGAGAAGGUUGCUGAAAUCAAGAGAAGAAGAGAGCUCAGAGAAGAGAAGGAGAGGUACGAGAAGAUGGCCGAAAAGAUGCACGCCAAGAAGGUGGAGAGAAUGAGAAAGAAGGAGAAGAGAAACAAGGCCUUGAGAGAGCGUUAG
Messenger RNA from Candidozyma haemuli, 399 nucleotides. RefSeq lists its product as uncharacterized. The record is from RefSeq and is a predicted model, not a curated record. The transcript has a single exon. Bases 1 to 399 code for a protein of 132 amino acids. Lineage: Eukaryota; Fungi; Ascomycota; Pichiomycetes; Serinales; Metschnikowiaceae.